AUGGCAUCUUUGUUGGAAUUAUUUGAAGUAUUGCUUUGCAACAUGGAUGGCCCCUUGUCCUCGGUGAUGAAACGAAAAGGCCCCCUUUUCUCUCUGCAACCCUGGGAAAAGCCGGAUGGUCGGCCAUCCACCUUUGCAGAUCUUACUGCUUGGUUGCCUAUGUUGUCACCGGCUGCCUGCGAAGUUCGUGCACGCCUUUGCAACCGUCAUGCAGCCGCCAACAACUUGCUCCACACAGGCCUACAAGACACAGCGCUUGUUUUUGGACCUCCUGAGUCUGAAGAAUCUGAAGUGAGUGGUGUGGGCAACAGCAUCCUGGAGAUUGUGAGGGACCUUCGGGAUGCUAUGGGGAAGACCUGCCAAGCGCCCAAAUCCUUGAUGCGCGUGGACCGACCCUAUCAGGAAUGGGAAAUGGAUUUAGCCUUGGCUUUUGACAACAAUCUUCAAUGCCUCGAGUGGGAACUAGUGCGUGAUUUGGCAAUUUUCUACCAGAUGACACUGGCCAGUGUGCCUAGCCUGGUUUCUGCCUUGGAUGGCGGGGCCACAGCGCCCGUGGACCACGUUUUGAGUGCCAAUGAGGUUGCGAAGAUGGACUUCACGGUUAAUCUCUUCAACCCACCGACAAAGAUGACAGUGCAGAUUGGAAGCCCUUGCACUUUGCUCCAGAGGCACCCAAAUAAGGUCUAUACACAAGCCUCCCUGACGCAUCCCAAGCUACUCUGCCCUGCACUGCCGUAUUUGCGGUUUGGCUUGGCCAUGGAAAAUGAGAUUCUCUCAACGCCUGUUCUGCCAGACUUCGACUUUUCCCUGACCCAGCACCAAGCAGAGUCGCUGCUUUCCAUCUUGAAUUGCCCAGGUUUGCGCAUACCUUUGCUCCUGCAAUUCCUCAUCCCCAACCACAUCUCACUUCUGCAUCAUCGUCGCUUCCAACGUAUAUUUUUUUCUUGCCUCUUCGAGCCCGGCUGCUAUGGCACCAACUUCCCCACGGAUUGGAAAAUCCCAGUAAUCGACCAACUUUCAGUGGAGUUGGGAUGGUUACAUCAAGAACUCCUACGAAGCCCUCAUUUGUUGCUUCCCUCGCUGAAUCAACUCUUUGAAGCGAUGAAAGAUUUGGGCCAUGGAGAAUUCAAUGGGCCUUUGGUGCAACCUUUUCUUUUUGUGGUGCACAUUGCGCUUCUCUUGCAAGACUACAUGCAACAUGCAAAGGCUGUUGCGGAAGAAAACGCUAGACUCUGCUUGGAAGAGCAUGCCAAGCUCUUCCGCCGCUUCACGCAGAAGUUCGCAAGAAAAGUUUUGGCACGAUGGAUCCAUCAGGCAAAUCUGGCGAAGAAUUACGAGGUUUUGAUGCAGUGCCAUGCUCACCUGGCCAUGACCGCUUGGCCUCUCACGCGGAUGGAAGACGAUGACACGCAAAGCUUGGCUGUGGCGUCUUGUACCUUCAGCUUGUGGAGUGAAAAGAUUGGGGAUGUGGCGAAUGUGGAAUGCCCUGGGGACCAAGCAGAUAUGGUACACUUGGUCUUCAGUGCGUUAAGUCGACACCGAGUGCUUUUAUUGAAGGCUGUGGAACAAGGUGAUGAGAGCGAACGGAACAAAUACUUCAGCUUCAUCCUAGGUGGUGCUUUGGGGAGUGAGCGCAUGCCUUCUCUCGUUUGGCGCGCUGCUGAACAGACUCCAAAGGUGUGCUACCGAAUCUGCGAGACGCAGCAUCCCAUCACCUCCGAGGAUUUCAAGCCCAAAGUCGUGCGACUCCCCAAGGCUUCGCGGAUCAUUCUGCGCUUCGACCCACUUUGCCAAGUGGAGACCGGGGAUUUUGUGAAAGUCUAUGCUGGAGACAAAGAGAUCUCAUCCAAGUUGGUGUGGAGAGGGAGUCGGCAUGACGUCGCCAAAUCCGGAUGGCCAGGAGUGGAUGCUCCUGGCUUAGUCAUCAACAGCGACUCGUUCCGGAUCUCCUUGGAGCGUGUCAUGGCCUUCCGCAGCGACGGCGACACGGCUUACGGCUUCCGCGUGACCGCCGAGGCGGAGUUGUCGCCGGAGGCCGUCGCUUCCAUGCAGAAGGCCGUGGCUUCCGUGCCAUCCGAAGCGAAGCCUUCGAACUUCGUUUGCGCCUCCAUCCUCUCGGAGGUGGGUGGUGAUGUCCAGGAGGCGGUGAAGGACUACAAGCGGCAUGACGUGCGGCAGAAGUGGGAAGAGCUUGAGAGCCUAAGUGAGGCGCGGAAGCAGCAGCUGGGCCUUGGCUCGGGUGGCUGCUUUGUGGCAUCGGCAGCAGAGGAGGCGGAUUCCUGGCUCACAGGAGCUCGUGUGGACUUGGGAAUGGCCAACAUCAGCUUUGAGGCCCGUGAAACAUUGCAGCCGAUGCCUUCAGACUGCUUCGAUGAUCCAGACUAUCAAGAAGUCUUGGGGGACCAGCGCCCCAACGUCCUCCCACUCUCAGAGUCCCUUUACGCGAGGAAACUCACCUUUCGAUGUGGAGUUGAGUAUACAGUCGAGCUUUGGGCGCCACCUGAGUUCACGCUGGCCUUGGAGUACGACCGGACGACAGUAAAGCUGGCCAAGGGAGGGGAAGGGGUCCCUUAUGCCUUCCACCCGACGCACAACGCGAGUGGGAUCCUGUGGAGAGGCCAGACGUGGGCUGAGUUGAAAGUGGCCGACCUACCCAAGCAUUUGAGAACCCAUCAUGAAGGUGCAGGAAGUGCAGUUUUUGCGGCCCUCCUUUCUACGCCACCAGCGGAUCCUUCACUUCUGAAUAAGCCGGAGCCAUGGUAUUGCAGAUUUGCUGGCGAAUGGUGGAAAGGGGCUCGUUGGUACAGCCAACCUUCUUCACCCACACUUGGACUUGCACGCACGAUUUGUGUUUGCGAAGUGCAAAUCAGCAGCAUUCGGGCAGUGACUUCUUUCUGGUUGGAGUUCGAAUCCAUGCUGGGCCAUCCGGACUUCUUGGUUGCCUACCAACUGCAGGAGUAUGGCCGCAGCACCUUGCGAGAAGCUGUUUGGACCUCGUUGCGGCGGCAAUCGCUUUUCAGUGACGAUCCCGAAGAGAUCCAUGAGCUUUUCACUGUGCCCCAGGCCUUGUUGAACCAGGCUGGCCGCCUGAGACCUUUGGAGUUCUACGGGAAGUCCUUGGUCUUAAGGAGCGCUGCCGGGAGCUAUUUGCCGCAGCGCUUCCUGCGGGGCUUGCUGCCUCAAGUGCUUUUGCCACACUUCUUUUUCUGGCAAAUCUCCGAGUCUAGCAUCGAGGGGAGGCCAAGAGACAAGCAGAGCCGUUGGUUCAACUACGUGUUGCACUUGGAGCUUUCGAAUGGCGGGAGCACUGCGCGGGUUUGGCGGGAACAAGGUGAAGGUUGUCAGGAACUGCAGGAUGCGACUCGCUCAUCAGAUCCGAAGCUCUUCCAGUUUGGGCGAGACAUCAGCAGGGUGGAGCCUUUGUCACAUGUCCUUUUUUGGACCGAAAGCGACACCAGUGGCCAAAUCGGUCUGGUGGAGAUGCCCAGGUUGCAGCUUCGCUUCCGCUUCCGUUCCGGCCCCGUUUUGGAGCCUGGGGACGGAGUCCAGGUUCCUGCUUUGGCUUUCAAGAAGAAAUUGUAUUGCGACGCCUUCGGUGGUCAGAUGUACCUGGAUGCCUUUGGCAUCUCAUCCAUUCGCCGAUUGUUGCCAAAUUGCCCGCACUCCUUGCCGCCACACUGCUUCCUUUUGCGCUCUGAAGCUGGCGAUGCGAAGGUUGUGGCUCCCUUGGGUGGCUUAAGAAGACGCCGAUGCUAUCAAGAAGCUUUUGGCAUUGACAUUUACUUGACCAUUUUUGGUGAAGCUUUCUUUACUCCCAUAGCUGCGUAUGAUCUUACAUUGUCCACUGGAACUGACCUGAAAUCUCCCAGCCUCCUCUCUGCACUAUGGCUCCUUUGUUGUCGUCUUCUUCAGCGGGACUAUGAGGGCGCGGCCAAGCUGCUGCCCUUUGUGGCUUCUGCUGAUGGCCUUCUCCGCCACGACGAGCGCCUCGCCUUCCGCAUGGCGCUCCACGACGCAUCGGACCGGGCACCUGACGCUGUGGCGGUUCGCUUGCGUUUGGUGCAGGCAGUAAUUCGCAAUGAGGGAAUGGAUGCUGACUUGGCAGGGAAGGCUUUCCGGGAUGCUGCGAGCUACAUCUCGCACCUGGCGCAUGUGAGCCAAAGCUGCUGUCUUUCUUUAGAAGAGGAGCUGGAAUUGUGGAACAGUUUGCUUCGCAUGCAGAGCGACAUCGAAUCUGCCAAUCGGUUUAUUCGCUGGAGACGACAUUUGCUGACAGCACGGAAGCAAGGGCAGAAGAUGACGGAGCUGGAAUGGGAACGAAUGGACCCAGGGGCCUGGGUCAGACAUGUUUUGGACCAUGAAGAGCUCGAUUCUUUCAAUUGUUCUAUCUCGGACAUCGACUGCAUUGGUUUGAAGAAUGAACCGCUCUUUCAGGCCGAGGCGUCCGACAUGUUGUGGCCAAAGCUUCUGGAGGUGGUGCAGGGCAACAGCAUGAAGGAGGGUGUUUUCAGUACCAUCUUCGAUAUGUGGGAACGUGGCUGUGCUCCCGAGAUGCGUGCUUUGGCCCUCAGGAUGCUACUCUUCACCGUUGCGCGUGACAAGAACAGCCUGGACCGACGGCUGCUGGUGGUCCUGUGUUUGCUGCAAGAGGGACGCGAAGCAAGGGAGGUGCCACGACUGAGCAACCUCCAGAAGCUGAAGCCUGGUGAGAGCAAAGCGCGAAGGACAUGGGUGGAGCAACUGUUUGCCUGGGCCAAGCACCGCUUCAGUGACCGCUUAAGCGCGUCCGGUUUCGAUGGCGCAAGCGACAUCAUCGGCUUCGUCCCUUUGUCGCCUCUUCAAGGUGGCAGCAAGGUGGAUGAAGCCAGCCUUGCCAGUGUCCUUCCAAUCGCAGUGCCGCGCGGUGCGACAGAUUUCAGAUGCCACCGGUAUGUCUUGGCAAAGGAGUCUGCCUUGAGCGGUGGGUGGCCUCUGCUAACGAAGGAUGAGUUGCUCGGGUAUGAGGAGCACCAGCCUGCAUUGGUUGUUGCAUGUUCCAAACUGCAGGACAUGCUGGUGAGUGAAGUGCUGGAUCCAUUACCAUGGCAACAUCUUGGCGUAGAAUGGAAUGGUCUUUCGCGGUGCUCCGAAACUACGGACAGCAAAUCCCUUCGCAUCACCUCUCGAACAUUGAACAGAUGGCAGGCAUCUGCAGCUGCCUUUGAGGCACAAAACAAGACUUUCAAGGAGAAGCCAUCGAUUCAAUUUAAGACCUGCCACGGCGGUCUCACGAGCCUCUGCGUGCGUCUGCAAACUCUGCCCAAGGAGGUGCUGACAGAUGUGGAUGCUUUGAUUACUGCUUUGCAGGCACAGGUGGAGUUAGAUGUCCGGCGAGCUCAACAGGGAGUGGAAGCUAUGAUGGCUUGGUCCAAGCGGCCGAUGAUGGCAUCGGAGAAUCGGCAGAUCUGGGAUUUGGAAGUUGUUUCAGGAUUCCACCCGCCAAUGCUCAGCUUUGAGUGGAUCCUGGCUGCUACUUUGGCAGAGGAUGCUGGCCACGUUUUCGCCUCCUUCUUACCUUCUGCCUUGGACCCUGAACGCUGUUUGGAGGUCCUCCAACCUCAGCGUUUGGUCAAAGCGGCUCUUUCUGUUCUGCUUCUAGCCACGAGGGCCGCCACAGCGCGACGCACCCUGACGCACGCCUUCGCACUGGCGGCCAAGCUCAGGCAGUUGCCAGCAACUGACAGCGAGCGCCGUGGCCACUCGCAGAGCAUGGCUGCCGUGGCCACUCGCCUGGCCACGGAGCUCAGCAGUUGCGAAGAGUUCGUGGAGCCAGGAGUUGCGAUCGAUCCGCAUUUCUUGCUCUUCGAGUGGCUCUUUGUGAAAGGAAACCUAAGAGCUGGGCAGCUGGACUUGGUGCGCCGCUUUGCAGAUGCAGCCAGGUCGGGCACACCGUUGCUGCGCCAGCUCCUAAUGGGUGAAGGCAAAUCUGCGGUCAUCGCACCUUUGUUGAGCCUUCUGCUGGCGCAGGAUCUUGUCCUGCAAGUGGUGCCAGACCCACUGCUAUCCCAAAGCUUGGCCAUCAUGCGAGGCCUCUUUGGCCAGGCCUUCUUUCGGCCAGUGUACCACUUCAGCUUCGAACGCGCGCAAGCCGACAGCGCCUCUGCCUAUGCCUUGCUGAGGAAGCUCCGAAUGGCUGUGGCCCAAUGUGCGGCUGUCUGCAGCACCGCCUCUUCGGUCAAGAGUUGCUUGCUGUCCUUCGUAGAGGCUGCCUUCAAACUCACGGAAGCACAGCAGCGGCUCUCCAUCGACGCCACAGACGCUGCGCGGUGUCUGGAAUUGGCUGAGCAGCGCUUCCCUGAUGCCAAGGACUUCUCUGCGAUGAAUCACUUGGACUUCUUGAUGCUUUGCUUGAGGGGCAUCCUCUUGACCUUCCGGAGCACCAUCGUGGUGCUGGAUGAAGUAGACCUCCUCUUGCAUCCACUAAUGUCCGAGCUGAAUUUCCCGGUGGGCAGCCGGCAACCUCUAGAGCUUUCACCCGAACGUUGGGAGCUCCCGAUGCAUUUGCUUCAGCCCUUCCUCGCAAAGACGGUUUCUGCAGAGGUCCGCAAGGCUAUCGAUGAUGGGAUCCAACAAUUAGCUUUGCAAGCCAAACCUCAUUUGAUUCUGGCCAUUGACAACUUUUACUUUGAUUGCCUGGAGGGUCCUUUGAGACUUUGGCUCUAUGAGUAUUUGAAGCUGCAGCCGGCCUUGACCUCAUUGAGCAGAGCUGAGAUCAUGUCCGCAUUAGAUGGCGGAAUUGGGCAGAUCACUAGGCCGUUGGAAAAGCUGGACAGUGAUGAGCGGCAACAUGCUUCCCAAUUAUUGAUGUUGAGUCGUGAUUGGCUCCAGAACUUGUUGCCCUUCAUUUUGGGCAAAGUAAAUCGUGUCCACUACGGCCUCCUGCGUUCCAAAGAUCUCGCAGAUUUGUCAGCCCGUGGCUACAUGGCCACGGGGAGCCGGACGCAAGUCGCAGUGCCCUUCACCGGCUUGGAGACACCAUCUUUAGCAUCGGAGUUUGCCAAUCCUGAUGUGGCUAUUGGGCUUACGAUCCUCGCCUUUAGCUACGAAGGCAUGCGGUUUUCGGAUGUGAAGACGAUGCUUCUUCUGUUGAAAUCGGAGUUGCUCCGUGAUGUGGCGACUCCGCCCCCACAGCGCGAGUCCUUCCGACGCUUCAAAGAGUGGACGGCCAAAUCUCCGAAGUCUCCUGAGUCGGAGUUUCUGCCGUUGGACCUGGUGCAGCCGGACGCGGCGACGAUCCGCGGAUUGAAGAAGCUUUGGAAAGAACGACCCGAUGUUUACUGCUUUUACUUGAGGAAGGAGAUCUUCCCCAAGGCCACACCUACACAGGUGAAGAAGUUCUCGGCGUGUGCACAGGAGUUGGCCUCACCCAGCAUCUUCAAAGUUCGCCUCGGUUUCUCCGGCACGCCCUCGAACAUUUUACCCUCCAGCAUGCCUCCGGUGGAUUUCGACCACACAGAUGGUCAGACCAUGGCCAUUUUGGCUUCGCCUUCGGUGGUGACUCUGCAUUCGGUGGCCUCUGGUUGGACCGUUUGGAGCUUGUUGGAUCUGGUGGCGAAGCAUCGAGGUGAAGCUGGCGAGGCCUUUUGUGCCUUAAUCGAUUGUGGGGCCUUGCUGUGCGGCUUGGAGAACCAGGAAGUGGCAAAGCUCUUGAUGGAGAGCCCCCUGAGUUCAAUUAAAGAUGGCUGUGUCUUCUUGGCUCGUGGAACUGAUUUACCCAUGAUCUUCCUGAAAGGUGCAACACAUCCCGUGCCCUUGGAGGAUGCCAACUUGCGACCAGAACGGCGUUUCUGUUACUUCGAUCAGCCUCACACCACCGGCAUCGACAUACAACAACCUGCUUUGGGAGUGGCUGCCAUCACUGUGGGUAAAGACAUGUCCAUCCGAGAGCUGCAACAAGGUGCGUGGCGCAUGCGCGGCUUGGGCCGAGGCCAACGUUGCGAGAUUUUGCUACCGGAGGAGGUGGCAAACUACAUGCGUAACCUUUUGAAGGAUAGGAAGGCCGUGAAUCUUUCACCAACUGCGACGGCGCAAGCGGCGGCAUUGAGGGACAUUCAAUCCGCCUUACUUAUGAAGUCACUGGAGCAGGAAGAGUUGCAAGCACGCCAACUGGUACGACAAGAUCUCACAAGCGCUUGGAAAGCACCUGCUCUCUCAAUGCUGAUGGAUGGAAAAUCGGAAGGAUUGACUUCGCUCUUAGAGUUUGUGCCUUCGAGCAUUAAGGAGGAAGAGUCCAAGACAUUGGAGACAUCUUUGAGGGAUCUGGCGGCGCCCUUUGCAACAUCUUCUUCUGUGUCUGGAGCUGUGGAUGAGGUGGUGCAGCGUGCUUUGCAGAUGUUGGGUACAGGCUGUACAUCCGAGUUUGCCUCUGGCGAGAUUGUGCGUGAACAAGAAGAGCAGCAGCAACAUGAGCACCAAAUCGAGUCCGAAGAGACGGGAUCUGUACAGCGACCUAAAGCUGGAGAAAGUCGUGUUUGGGAGCUUGGGAAGCUCAAGUCUUUGGCGGCCUUGCCUGACACUCCAUCAGUAGCAGAUGAAUCAGCUCUUUUUGCCUUUCCAAGCUUCGCGAAGAUCGCGGAGAUUUUCAUCGGCUGCGCUGGUGCCGGAGCCAAUGCGGCCAAGACAAAUCCGGUGUUGGCGUCUUUAGCUGAGUGCCGCCUACGUUUUUCUCCCAAUAGCCGGGUCACUGUGCAGGUGCCCAUUGUGAAGCUAGUUUUGGUGGCUUUGGAGUUGAGAGGAAACCGCAACCCACCAACCACCGUGGCUUUAUCUUUGGCAGAGGCCGAAUCCCUUCGCUGGGCUUUGGCCGAAUGCGAGAGCAAGGGUCAGGACUUCCGCUUUUCUUUGUAUGUGAUCUCCGAGUCCCCCAUGUUCGACAAAGAUGUGACUAUGCACAAGGUGUUCUGUGCCAGCUCUGAUUUCGGUCUUGCAGAACAUCCGGUGUGUUUACUGCGCUUCUAUUUGGGCGAAUCCUGGUUUUCACUGCAGGAGUUGAAAUGCCUGAAAUCAAUCGUUGGCGAUCACCAGCAGGACUUCCGCCGGCUGCGUGCUGCAGUUUUUGAUGCUCGCCGAUCAGGGGGCGCGAUUGAUUGGUCCUGCACGCCGCUGGCUGCUGUCUUGGGGCAUCAGUCUGCAGAGACAGUUCCAGUGCCGCCGGCCGGGCCAACAUUUCUGGAGCGCUAUAGCUCAGAAGCCUUGGCAGGCCACUGGGCACGUCAUGGGUUUCUCAGUCAAGAUGACAGCCCCAGUCCAAUCAUUUACCUCAGGGGCCAAAGCUCGUUGCAGGAGCUCGGCAAGCUUCGCGAGAAGCUGGCUGCGGAGAAGCUCAGGAGCUUGGCCUAUCUACUUUUGGUCGCUGAUGCCUAUCGCGUGGGCAGGGAGUUGGAAGCCAAGAAAGCUAGACUUCAACCUGCUGUGUCGGGGGCUGGUCGCUGCCAGUAUUCUGCAACACCCUCUGUUCUUGAGAGUGGCAGGCCCCCCCACGAAAGUUUGGUCGCACUUUGUCCAACAAAUGGGACUCUGACCGCUUUGUGCGAGCAGAAAGCCAAAUCCAGUGCCUCCCGGGUUGUAGUUGUGCCGGCCCCUUCACUUGGAAUUGCAGACUGCGAAAGAUAUUGCAACGAGAACUUUGCCAUGGAAAGCUACUCAAAAAAGACUUGUUUGGGUUAUGUGGUUCGCCAUCCAUUCAACGACAAGGUCGAAAAGGGCAAAGCGCAGUGUUGGCUGAUUCAUGGAGACGCGCAGAGAAGCAAAAGCUACCCUGACGAAGUGAAGAUUGAUCGAAGCACUUUGACUGACCAUGAGAACGACAAGCUCACUUACACCAAGGAAUUCUGUGGCUGUGAAGCGCGCGUGGUUCACUUUCCAAGACUGGAGUUUCGAUCAGAGCUGGCAAUCGAGCGACACAAUCUGGCAACAUUGAACAAGGAAGUGGCGUCCAGAGAUAUGGAGGAUGGCUCCAUCGAGACGAAAGCACUCAAAUCAGACUUGGCAGACUUGAAAGCCAAGGUGAAAGAUUUGGCACUUGAGGAGGUGAAGUACAAGCGCUUGGAACAAUUCGAGGGCGUCUAUGAUUGGCUGCCGCUUCGACCACCACACCGCAUUGCCAAGGGUGCAGAGAAAGUGCUGCCCACCCAAUUGGUCUCGGCGAUCAUGCCCGGCCUUAUCCAGAACCAGAAUAAGAAAUUCUCGAGAUAUUGGCAUGCACCAGUCAGAGUCAGCAAAAUUUUCAAGAAGUCAGAUCUCUCAGCAUUCCUCUACCUUUGUAUGGACAAAGAAAGCAAAGAAGAAAACUGGUACUUGGCAACGCAGCAGGAUCCCUUGGUUUGGGCUGGCAAGACCUUUCGACAUUUGAUGAACCAAAGUCAAGAUGAAGUAUCGGAAGCACUUUCGGAUGCCAAGCUCUUGCAGAAAGCCUUUUUCCGUUUGUCCUGCGUGGGCACCAAAAUUGGCCGCCUCCACAAUAUGGUGAAGUACAAGGUGAAAGACCUUGAAAUUUCUGCUGUGGUGGACAAGAGCUUCUUGCAGGGAUCUGAAGUUCCAAGCGACGUCAAGCAGCCUAUGCCUCUUCAUAUGGACGGUUGCUAUGCCAAUACCAAGAAGGCGGCAGAUGCUGUGGAAGUAAAGGUGCUGGAUGAAGUUGGGGCUUGUCCAGUGGAUGAUCUGGCUCCCUCAAAGACUGCUGAAGAGACCUCAUUCUGGAAGAUGUCAUCGCUGGGCAAGGCAAAGUGGGUUGGUGAGUUGCUGGGCUCGGAUUCAGCCCUUGGAAGAGUUGGAGUGAAAGCCACCAAAUGGUAUUCUGUAGGACGGAGCCUGUAUAGGAGGUGGAUGGGCUCAGACGAAUCAGAUGAGCAGAAGAAAGUGAGGCAGCUACAUGACUAUACUGGAGAAGAAGUCAAAGGCUUGGCGUCAAGGAUGACGACUUUGCUGGGCGGGAUGACAAAACUAUUCCGGGUGAUGGAAGCUGCCGGCAACACUGAAGACUUGGAGAUCAAAUCAGUUUGCGCAAAAGAAGCUCUUGACCAAAUCUUUGAAGUUGGUGGCCUGAUGCCGAAGGUUUCGCAGAAUCUGGCCAUGCGACCGGAUUUGGUGAAAGAUGAUUUUGUGCGGAACAAGCUGAAGGAGACGCAGAAUGCAAACCCCUCUCGUGAUGAACAGGGCACCAUGGAGUACUUGCAGAGUCAAGAUCCUCAGGUCAGGCUUGAGCUUGGAAGUGGAGAGGAGGUAGACCUUCCACUUUUGAACAUCUUGAAAUACAAGCAGGCACUCAGUGCAGGCUCCGUUGGACAAGUGGACCUGUUUACAUUGCGGGAGGAUCUCAGUCCUGAAAACUACACUGCCUUCAAAAAACUGUUGCCAAAGGGGCACGGAGACACCGUGAUUGUGAAGACAGUGUUCGAGGAGACGGAAAGCUUCUACAAGAAUGACUGGAACCUUCUGGAACUCUUCUUCACAAACUGCCAAUCAUACGGAGCCUGUGAUGACAAGACGAAAUUGAUGUGGAAAAUCCUUGAGCCGAUGAAGAAGUCAAUCUUUGACGAGUUUAAUCUUCAGGAUGAGGCAAGCUUUACGCAGAAAGGGCAGGAAAUGCUUGCAGAAUUCACGAGGCAAAUUGACGCAGGCGAUUUUAUGCCGGCUUUGAAACCUCAUACUAUCAAGCUCACCACGCCCAAUGCAGUGGCUACGUCCUCAAGGUACAUUUUGAUUCAGUCUUUGGCGGCAGGGACGCCUUUGAAAAACUAUUUGGAAGACAGUGGGGGCCAGAUCGAGAGUAUUGUGGAUUGGCGAUCCAACAUUUAUGCCGCCAUUUUAAUGGUUUAUGGACACAUGGUUGUGAAGCACGGCUUUUUCCAGUCUGAUCCUCACAAUGGCAACUGGUUCUGGGAGCCUGUCACCAAGACUGUGACACUGAUUGACUGGGGUGGCGUUGGUCAACUUGAUGGGGAGACCCACUGUAAGCUUGCGAACCUGUAUGCACACCUUGGCAGGUUGGUGGAGGCCUGGAACAACUGCGAGUCCGUGCGUGUGGAGGGUCCUUUGAAGGUUUCUGGAGUUUACAAGCGAGCAGGCUUCUCUAUCUAUGAAGCAGAAAAGGAUGAGACGGCAUUGCUGUUUGGCCGCACGUAUGGGGUGGCCUAUAAGCAUGAGAAAUUGGGCUACAGGCUUUUCUACAAUGAUGAGGGCAAGUGGAGGAUUGUGAAAGAAAAGCCGGGCGCGCAGGACCUAACUUCAACUAUCGCUUCUUUGGAGACCAAAAUUACCAACAUGAACGACGUGAUUCAGCAGGGCCCCAUGAAGUGGAGAAUGUACAAUGACGACGGCUCCGAAAGGAAAUGGCGCAGAACCAACGUCAUCACCAUCAAGAAGGCAGAUUUCAGCUGUGGCCAGGCAGAAACAUGCGUAUUCUUUUGCGGCAGCCAAGAUGGGAUUGCGCUUGAAUUUUGGUUGUAA
Molecule: messenger RNA, 12486 nt
Organism: Durusdinium trenchii
Lineage: Eukaryota; Dinophyceae; Suessiales; Symbiodiniaceae
Source: the annotation of a GenBank genome assembly